AAGAGAUCCUUUUCUUCUCCAGAUCUCUUGGUGUUUCUUUGGAGAUACUGUCACCACGUAAGUCUGGGUCGGCAGUGAAAGAAGUCCUAGUCUUGUGUGGUGCCACAUUCUGUUGCACCAGUGUUCGUGUGCCUUCAGGUUGAGUUGAAUGAGGAAACUGAGCUAGCCGAAAAGUGUGACUGAUUUAUGGUUGGUUACCAAAUGGCUCUCUUGAAGAGACGAUUGUGUUUAUCCUUAACCUAUCUAAGCAGCGCAGUGAUCCAGCGACAGUUCAGUGUCACUGGAGCAUGCCAAGCAAUACAGAAACUGACCCGUGUGCGAGUGGUGGACAACAGCACCUUGGGGAACACACCGUACCACCGGCCACCAAAAUGUAUCCAUGUGUAUAACAAGACUGGAGUUGGCAAAGUAGGGGAUAAGAUCCUUCUGGCAAUCAAAGGAGAAAAGAAGAAGGCUUUAAUUGUAGGGCACAAGAUGCCUGGCUCUACCAUGACACCUAGAUUUGAUUCCAACAAUGUGGUACUCAUAGAAGAUAAUGGAAAUCCAAUAGGGACUAGAAUAAAAACACCAAUACCCUCUACCCUGCGAAGAAGAGAAGGUGAAUUCUCCAAGGUAUUGGCCAUUGCCCGUAACUUUGUAUGAAUGCUACGAGAGGUCUUCAGCAAUCCUUUUAUGUCCUUUCAUGCAGUAGCUGUAUGAAAGGUCCUUUUCCAGAAACUGGUGAGAUAUGAAAAAGUGGAUGCUCAUCAAGAGCUCUCCUCCUUUGAGAAUUUUGAGCAACUAGUUUAAAUAUGGAAAGUUUAUUUUCCUCCAAAAGAAAGUUGAUUUAUUUCACAGAACACCUACUGUGUUUGGGAAAUGGUCCUUCACCCUUACUCCUCCUGUGGUGGUAAUCUGGUCUGUCAUCAUUAAAAUGAGAACAUGAAAAUUCUUGUCCUG
Molecule: messenger RNA, 939 nt
Organism: Malurus melanocephalus (red-backed fairy wren)
Lineage: Eukaryota; Metazoa; Chordata; Aves; Passeriformes; Maluridae
Gene: MRPL14
Product: mitochondrial ribosomal protein L14
Exons: 3
Coding region: 187-642 (151 amino acids)
Biological process (GO): translation
Cellular component (GO): mitochondrion; ribosome
Molecular function (GO): structural constituent of ribosome
Source: RefSeq, a predicted model, not a curated record